AUGCGGACAUCCACCAAACUGUUUACAUAUUUGAGUGUUGGGAUUGUAGGUGACUUUUUCUUCAACGUGUCUGUGUUUUCAAACGUUCCACAUUACACAUGUCUAACUACAUAUUUGUUAUAUACAGACAUAUUUAUGCAAGGAGGGGCACUGCCAGGUGCAGAGCAGAGCAGCGCGGAGCCUCCGGCUGCCACUCCUCCGCACCUGGCUCCGACCUCCACGGCAGGUGAGGGAGCCCUGCCUUUCCAACGGACAGUCGGGACCUGUGAAUCUGUGACUCAGCAGGGCAACAAAGUCUCUGGAGCAAGUUCAGCUCAACAGCUCAGGGUAUCCUCAGAUGAUCUCACACAAGGGGGAAAGAGGAGUAUGAUGGCUUACCAGUGCUCUUCCUGGAUCUUCAUCAACGAGAGGACAUUCAUUACCAGGGAACAACUUAAUUCCUUAUUGAAGACUUAUAACAUUUUUUAUGAGAACCAGAAAAACUUGCAGAUUCUGUGUGGACAGACAGAAGAUGGCAAACUGACCGUUGAAGGCACGCUGGACGUUUCCUGGGGAGUAAAGCGGCCUAUACAGCUAAAAAUACAAGACGAGAAACAAAUCCCUUCUUUUACUAGGUUGAAGUCACCGGAUGUCUUUUCCAAAAGGGGAAUGACACGCUGGGGGGAAUUCGAUGAUCUUUACCGUAUUAGUGAUCUGGACAGAACCCAGAUUCCAGCAUCUAAAGGAACAGAUCCCCAAGAAGACUAUUUAUCUUAUCACAGUAGGACUCUGAAGCCUUAUGCAGAGGAAGAGACAGAAUCCCCAUUGCUCUAUCGAACCAUGAGUGAAGCAACCCUGGUGAGAAAAAGGAUGAUGCCUCCCAUGAUGGACAGAAAAGACAGACAGAAGCACAGGGCCUCUAUUAAUGGGCACUUCUAUAACCAUGAAACAUCAAUUUUCACUCCAGCCUUUGGAUCAGAAACUAAAGUCAGAAUAAACAGUAAUAUGAGAACUGAAGAGGUAAUAGAGCAACUUCUCCAAAAAUUUAAGAUUGAAAAUAGUGCCCAAGAUUUUGCACUUUACAUUGUUUUCGCAACAGGAGAGCGGAGGCGGCUGAAGAAGACCGAUGUUCCGCUACUGCACAGGCUCGUGCAGGGACCUUCCAAAGAGAAUGCUCGCAUUUUCCUCAUGGAUAAAGAUGCAACAGAAAUUAGCAGUGAUGUGGCUCAGUACAUUAACUUCCAUUUUCCUCUCCUGGAAUCCAUCCUUCAAAGAUUAAAUGAAGAAGAGAAAAGAGAGAUUCAAAGAAUAACAACAAAAUUCAGGACAGAAAAGGCUAUGAUACUAAAAUAUCUUCAAAGUAAACGGGGAGUAAAAACUGAGACAACAGUUUAGCAGGUUAGGCUGCAAUUGCUGAAACACCUCAACAAAAUUAGAGGGAUAUUAUUAUUUGAUGAAUGCAUAAAGUCCAUACAUGCAUUCAUACAAAUGUCUAUGAACUUGAAUCUGUGGAAAAUGGAAUGUUGGAAAAGCUUGUCUCUCUUUGAAGUGAUGAGGUUACCGAGGCUUCACAGUUGCCCUGAAAGGAGCUCGAAUUUGUUUCAGUAACUGAAACAAGCUUGGAUACGGUGUAUCCCCAAGACUUUUUAUAGUAAAACACUCCAUGAACUCGAAUCUAAAUGAUGUCUUCAGAUAUCACGUAGCAUAAACCUCUUUUAGCUUGAACUGUCAAGAAAAUUAAAACAUCCUCAGUGGAUCCUCAGAAAUGAUUCAGAAGUAAAAGCUGCCAGCUCUUGAAAUAAAAAGGAAGCACACUCCUAUCCUA
This is a messenger RNA of Suricata suricatta (meerkat), 1804 nucleotides long. RefSeq names its product Ras association domain family member 6 (gene RASSF6). Bases 1 to 1374 code for a protein of 457 amino acids. Gene Ontology annotation, biological process: signal transduction. The record is from RefSeq and is a predicted model, not a curated record. The transcript has 12 exons. NCBI's taxonomy places the organism in Eukaryota, Metazoa, Chordata, Mammalia, Carnivora, Herpestidae.